GCAAGCAUGUCGGCGGCCGCGCACAGACGUCAGGCUGCUGGGCUGAGAGGAGAAGCCCCCGCCGCCGCCUCUGCCGCGCCAGCAGCCCCCGCUCGCGGAGAUGAGGAGCCGGGCAUGGCGGCGGCCCCGAGCCUCACCGUCUGCCUCAGGCUGCUGGCCGCUGCCUUCUACGGUUUCAGCUCCUUCCUCAUCGUGGUGGUCAACAAGAGUGUCCUCACCAGCUACGGAUUUCCUUCCUCGCUAUGUGUGGGACUAGGUCAGAUGUUGGCUACAGUGGUUGUCCUCUGGGUGGGAAAGGCACUCAGGGUGGUGAAGUUUCCAGACUUUGACAGAAAUAUACCUCGAAAGACAUUUCCACUACCUCUUCUAUAUUUUGGGAACCAAAUCACAGGACUGUUCAGCACAAAGAAACUAAACCUGCCAAUGUUUACGGUCCUGAGAAGGUUUUCCAUUCUGUUUACAAUGUUUGCUGAAGGAAUUUUACUCAAGAAAAAAUUUUCUUGGGGAAUUCAGAUGACAGUAUUCGCAAUGAUAAUUGGUGCAUUUGUAGCUGCAAGUUCUGACCUGGCAUUUGAUCUGGAAGGUUACAUUUUUAUAUUGAUUAAUGAUGUCUUGACAGCUGCAAAUGGUGCAUAUGUAAAACAGAAAUUAGAUUCAAAGGAGUUAGGAAAAUAUGGCCUCCUUUAUUACAAUGCACUAUUCAUGAUUCUUCCUACUUUGGCCAUUGCCUAUUUCACAGGAGAUGUGCAAAAGGCAAUGGACUACAAAGGCUGGGCAGACUCUCUCUUUCUCAUACAAUUUACACUGUCAUGUAUAAUGGGGUUUAUUCUUAUGUAUUCAACAGUACUUUGCACUCAGUAUAAUUCUGCUCUUACAACUACAAUAGUUGGAUGUAUUAAGAAUAUAUUAAUAACUUACAUUGGUAUGUUCUUUGGAGGUGAUUAUAUUUUCUCAUGGAUGAACUUUAUAGGUUUAAAUAUCAGAUGUGAAGAAAAGAAUGUAAGAACCACACUUUCUCCGGGAAAGAGGAUGGGGAUUUAUGGCCCUGCAGAAACCUCAGCCAACAGAAAGCAAAUUGAGGGAAAACUUCAUGUUAACAUGUUAUUGCUGGAAGCCUGGUGUAUUCUUACAUCACUUUUACAGAAGAGCAAAUGAACAAGCAGUCUGAAGCUAGCAUCAAGAUGGACAUUAAAGGGAAAAGCUCUGUAUGACAAAGGGGUUACUAAAUGAAAGUAAUUCAUACUAGUCAGCAAUGAUUGCUGAUAAAUCAUUAGACUAUACUGUGUGAAUGGAAUAGUAUGGGCACUUUGCACAAUCUGAAGAUUGCUGCCUUUUUAAAAAUACAGGUAUUUAUAAUUGACUAUACAUGAAAUAUACAGGUUUUUGGUUAACUCUAAACCUGUGAAAAAUUUUUAAAAAUUAUCGCAUCACACACUGAGAACACUGAUAGACAAAACUUCUUAUGGAGAGAAUUUGUCCUAAACAUUUCAGAACCAAGUGGGGCUAUGAGCAGGCUUUUUUUUUCACCUGUUCAAAAAGAUGGAUUGUCCUUGUAGAUCCAUCAGAUUUCAGCAGAAUGCAAUUCACAGUAAGGUUAACGUUGGCUUAUUGCAAAAAUUGUUAAUAUAGGGCGCACCUAAUUUCAAAUGACAUCAGUGGUCCCUUUGCACACUUAAAAAUCUGAGCAUUGUUUGUUAUCUUCAUUGGUAUUUAAGUAUACUUUCAAGUUACCAGAGAAGUCGCCCAAUAGAAAUUCCUGCCAAGGAGCUUAUAAUCUUAGGUCCAUUGUUUUAACAAGGGUCUGAGUAACAGUCUUAUGGAGUAAUGCGAAAUGCAAACUAUAGCAUGUCCUGCUACUAGGAUUUUACUUGAUUAGGCUUGCACAUUUUUUGUCAGAAGUUCCUCUUUCUGCUUAAAUGGAUAAACUAGUUGUCUCCCUUGGAAAAUAAGUGUUUGUUACAGGCACCUUUCUUGAAAUGUCCUCUUUGAAACUGUCAAUUACAGAAAUGUACUCAGCUGUCUUUUACUUGCAAAUUUUGUUCAUUAAACACUGUAAAGACCCCCCCCCCCCCAAUUACUGGAAAAAUAACAUCAAGAAGACAAAAGCAAUGACUACUGAGGAAUUACACAAUUAUAAAGUUGACAAUGAGGAAAUUGAAAUUGUACAAGAUUUUAUAUUCCUCAAUCAUCAACCAAAAGGGAGACCGCAACGAAAGAUUGAGACUUGGAAGAGCAGCUGUGAGGGAGCUAAAUAAGAUCCUUAAAGAUGUCUCUCUGGGAACCAAGACCAAGAUAAUCCAAACUAUGGUAUUCCUUAUUGCUAUGUAUGUAUAUGAAAGUUGGACAGUGAAGAAAGCUGACAAUCACACACACGCGCGCGUUCUGUAAAAUGCAUUCACUUUGACCAUUCCCCAUUCUGGUACCUGAUGAUGUGGCAGCACUUCACUGUGCUUAUUACUUUGAGAAAUGGAGACUGGUUGAUCCCAGUAGCUGCUGGCCUCUAAGACUAAUGGUGACAGCCACUCCCCUGACCCAUGUGCCUGAGCCACUUCAGUUACUCAUUAAAUUCCUUGCCAUUCCUCCCCAGAAAACAGAGAGAAGUAAGGGAAAGAACCCUAGUUGCACUGUAAUACGUAUUUGUAUUCAAAGCAGUUUGUCUUGGCAGUGCCUGUAACUGGAGAGCUUCCUUCAGCCAUUGGCAUAGCAUUUCAGGUAGUGGUGCGAGAGGGACAUUGAAGAACACAAACAGCUGUUUCCAUUCACUGUUGACAAUAGUGGCCUAGAUAGACCAAUGUGCUGACUCACUAUAAACAGUUAAGGAAACAAAAGUAUAUGGCAGAAAACCUGUCCCAGUAAUUCUGUGAAUCUUGGCAUUAAGGCCAUGGUUCAUGCAGUCACUUUCAAUGUAAAAAUGGAAGAUUUGUAUUCACUUACCGUGAAGCUUCUUUCUCCAUGGUUUGGAAUGGGUGAGUCGGAACUGAUGGGAAGUAGCUCCUCCUCCUUAGCAGGGUCGGUCGAAUCAAACGAUCCUCUCUGGGAGGGCUCUUCCCCAGCGCGCCAGUUGUUUUCCAAGCCCUCGAUACUCUGCCACCACCGAGAUGUCCACUCUAGUUGUAACAUUAACCUGGUAACAUAACUACAACACAUACAGAAAAAAUAACCAUCAACCAAACUGUUUUCCCCCCAACAUAGGGUGGGUACAUCUGACCCACUCCAGACCAUGGAGAAAGAAGCUUCACGGUAAGUGAAUACAAAUCUUCCAUUCUCCCAUGGUCUGAAGUGGGUCAGUCGGAAAUGAUGGGAUAUAGUCUAGCAGUGUUCUAAUGGGCGGGUGAUCUAUGUUUACAUAACAUGCUGUAGCACCCUCCUCCCGAACGCUGCCUCCAUAGAUGCCAGCUUGUCUACCUUAUAAUGCUUAACAAAGGUGUGUACAGAUUUCCAGGUAGCUGCCCUACAGAUUUGUUCUAAGGACGGAAACGCCCUAUAUGCUGCUGACGUGGCCGCCCCUCUCAAUGAGUGGGCCAUAAUUCCCUCUGGAGGUGUCAAAUGUCUAGACCUAUAUGCAAGGGAGAUGCAGUCCCUAAUCCAUCUGCUUAGUGUAACUGUAGACACUUUCUCCCCCAAGGAACGUUUCCGGAAGGAAAUGAACAUGUUCUCUACCUUACGAAGGGGCCUAGUCCUAUCUAAGUAGAAACUCAAAGCCUGUCUAACGUCUAAUGUGUGCCAGACUCUUUCCUGUUCGUGUUUAGGAUUGCUACAGAAGGAAGGGAGAAUAAUGUCCUCCCCCCUAUGGAAGGCUGAAUUGACCUUUGGGAUGAAUGCAGGAUCUGGCCUAAGUACCACUUUAUCAUUGUGGAAAAUGCACAACUCAGGGUUCACAGAGAGUGCCCCAAUCUCCGAAACCCUCCUUGCUGAGGUGGUUCCCACUAAGAAUAUAGUUUUGAAAGUCAGUUCCUUAAGCGAGCAGGUCGCCAUGGGUUCAAAAGGCGCCCUAGUGAGAGCAGUCAAUACCACAUUCAGGUUCCAAGUAGGGAAUCUAUGAAUCUGCGGUGGAUUAAGCAAUGUAGUUCCACGGAGGAAACGCUUAAUGUGAGGGUGUCUAGUCAGUGAAAUUUCCUCCUUUGAUCCCCUAACCGCAGAAAUAGCUGCUGUCUGCCUCUUCAGUGUGCUGGCGCUCAGCCCCUUGUCCAUUCCUUCCUGAAGGAAAAGUAGUAUCUUGUGUACCGAUGCUGACAUUGGAUCAAUCACUCCCUUCUCACACCAAGUUCGAAAUGUCUGCCAUGUCCUGUUGUAGCUGUUAUGUGUAGACCCCUUUCUAAAGGCCAACAUCGUAACAAUUGCACUGUCCGCGUAUCCUAAGGAUGACAGCUGCUUGCACUCAACCUCCAGACUGUUAGUUUCAGCAAGGCCGGUUCCGGGUGAAGUAUUUUCCCCUGUGAGAGUAGGUCUGCCUGAUCCGGUAGACUCUAAGGUUCCAUUAUCGACAGACUAUUUCCUGAAACCACGCCCGUCGUGGCCAGAACGGAGCAAUUAACACUACCUCCGCUUGUUGAUGUAUUAUCCCUUGCAGCACUCUGUCCAGUAUGCGUAUCAGAGGGAACGCGUACAGGAGCCCGGGAGGCCAAUUUUCGUGCAGUGCAUCCGUCCCUAACGCCCCGUACUCCUUCCAUCUGGUCAUGAACCUUGGAAGUUGAGCGUUGUGUGUUGAGGCGAACAGGUCCACUUCCGGUACUCUGUACCUCUGACAUACCUGUAGGAAAACCUCCCUGUUUAGGGUCCAUUCCAACUGGUCCACCGUAGUCCUGCUCAGCCAGUCCGCUACAGUAUUGUGGACGUCCGCGACAUGUAUUGCCUUUAUGGACUUCAGAUUUUGUUCCGCCCAUAGCAUAAUCUCUGCCGCCUCCUUGUUCAGUGACCUGUAUCUUGUCCCUCCCUGUCUGUUUACAUCUGCCUUUGUUAUCAUAUUGUCUGUUUGAAUCAGUACAUGUUUUCCUGCAAUUAUCUCUUGUAGCUUCCACAAUCCGUUCUUGACCGCACGAAGUUCCAGCCAGUUUAUGCUGUUUUGUCUCUCCUCUGCUGUCCUUGUUCCUUGGGUCAUGUUUCCUCUUGUGUGCGCUCCCCAUCCUAGCAGGCUCGCGUCUGUUGUCAUCACGAUCCUUUCGGGUUCUCUGAGAGGAACUCCUACUUCGAAUCUUCCCGGUGAUGUCCACCAGUUUAACUCCUGACUCACCGACUGUGUCAGUCCUAUGCGUUUGUGUUCUUUGCGUGCUAUAGUCCUCUGAUACGGUCUGAGGAGCAUCUAGAGUGAUCUUGUGUGAAAUCUGGACCAAGUCAGUGCAUCCUGACAGGACACCAUCAUGCCCUGUAGCUUGGCUAGCUGCAUCACCUCUGUCUUCUUUUGACUCUGAAUCAGUCCUAUCAGUGACACUAUCCUGAGUUGCCUCUCCUUCGAAAUGAAUGCCCUGUCUCUGACCGUAUCUAUCGUCACUCCCAAAUGGGCUAUCCUUUGUGAUGGUAUGAGGCCGCUCUUUUCCCAGUUGAUAAUGAAGCCGUGCGCCUCUAGACAGUCCGUUGUUGUCUGAAUCGCUUCCUCCCCUUCUGUGCGGGUGCGAGUCUUUAUGAGGACAUCGUCCAAGUAAGGAUACAGCAUGAUUCCUUGCAUCCUGAGAAACGCUAUAAGGGUCACUAGAACUUUCGUGAAUACCCGUGGAGACGAUUUUAGUCCGAAGGGUAGAGCCCUGUACUGGUAGUGUUCUCCGUUGUACGCAAAGCGUAGGUACCAUCUGUGAGAUUCCCUGAUGGGUAUAUGGAGAUAAGCCUCUGAUAGAUCUAUGGAGGCUAGGAAGUCGCCUUGUUGGAUGGUCUCCAGAAUAGAUCUCAGAGUCUCCAUCUUGAAUUUGCGUGAUUUUAUAAACUGAUUCAACCAACGUAGAUCCAGUAUUGCUCUGGUUUCCCCAUUUUUCUUUGGUACAACGAAGAACACUGAAUACACCCCUUUGUUCCAGUAAGGUGACACCACUGGUUCUAUGGCUCUGAUUGUCAACAGGUGUUGUAUUGCUUUCUUUAUCUGAAGAUGCUUUGUCUCUAAGAUGUUCUUUUUUACAUGAACGACGCGAUUCGGGGGUCUGUUUUGAAAUUCCAGUGAGUAGCCCCUGGAUACCGUUUCCAGCACCCAUCUGUCCGAGAUUGUCAUCUUCCACUGGGUAGAGAAUUCCAGAAGCCGACCCCCAAUCAUCGUCACCCUCCGUUGGGCAUAGUCAUGCUUGAUGUACUUUCUUCUGUCCUUUGUUUUGACGGCCGGAUUUUGCGGAAUGCGAACAAUCUAUCAUUCCUGCCUCUCGGCUGCCACCGGCUCUUAUAAGGUCUGGAAGCCGGCUGUCGAAAGGGACGCUUGGAAUCACGAAAGGAAUGUUUAUCUCUCGGUCUGGUCUCCUUCCUCUUAGAUGGUAAGACCUUCUUCUUUUCCGUGUCCUCUACCAAGUAUCUCUCAAGGGCUUCCCCGAACAGUCUGGCCCCCAUGAACGGGAUUGCUGCCACUUUGCUCCUCGCUGGAGGGGCCACAUCCCAAUUUCUCAGACAUGUAUUCCUUUGUGCUGCUACAUUGAAACCCAUCAUCGCCCUGGAGGACAUUUGGAAGGAGUCCAAUGUUGCAUCUGCUGCAAAAGCCACUGCCAAGGCGAUCUUCUUCACCUCGUUUUUUAUUUCUUUAGGUACCUCACUGCCUGUAGCGGCCAGAUUAGACGCCCAAGUAAAGGCUGCUCUAGCAAACAAGGAUCUGUGGCAGAUGCCUUAAGCGCUGCCGUUGAGGCUUCGAAAUGUCUUCGUAGUGAUUGCUCUGUUUUCUUAUCCGAUAAGUCCUUGGGCAUUCCUUCCACAUCCAUGGGCAAAACUGAGGUAGUGGCCAGGCUGGUGACUGUGUCAUCGACCACAGGUAAUUUCAAUUUCUUUGUGGCCUCGGGAGCCAAGGAAUACAAUUUGUUAAACACAGAUUGGUAAAUCUUAGGUUUAGAAAGAUUUUCCCAUUCAGCCUUUAAGAUACUGUGGAAAGAUGCUGGUAGAGGUACCCCCGACUGGGUAUUUCCUGCCUUUGGGAGCACACUCUCUAAACCCUGGGGGAAAGCUGGAUCAGAUUCUUCCCUUCCUACAGAGGUUUGAGAAAUUUCUAAUGUUCUCAGCACUUUGGUUAGUAGUUUAGGAAAAACCUCCAGUGGGAAAAGCCUAGUCUGUAUGGCUCCUUCACUUACCUCCUCUUCCUUAGAAAGUUCUCCCUCAUCACUAUCUGAGUGGGGAUUAGAUAUCUCAGAUUCUGACUGUAGUUCUUCAGAUAGACUUGAGUCUCCCUCUAAGUAUUUCUCUUGGAUCCUAAUCCUUUUGGCUGUAGAGAGAGACUCAGAUGAUCUGGGCUUUGGUCUCUUAGAUGGUCUAGAGGCAGUGCCUCCCUUCUUUGAUGUCUCUGAGCCUUUAAUGGAGUCCUUAAUUUCCUUGAAGCCAUUCUGCAUUUCCGUUCUGAUCCAAGCUAGGAGAUUCUCCUUAGCUUCUGGACCAGAGAGAUCUAGCUGUUUGCAUUCCUGGCCUCAAUGUGCUGGGACCCGGGGAGGAACGAUUAGAUCCCGGGGAACUAGAUAAAUCUAGGCCUUCAGCAAUCACCGCAGCUGUGCUGGGCCCUUCCAUCCCCAGAGCGGUUGCUGUCCCGCCAAAAUGCUUCCCUCACAUAGAGGAGAAGGGGGGGAGCAAGAAUGGGCACAGAAAGCAGAAACAACGAGGAAAGGGGAAGAAGAACAGUUCUGAGUUCACUCAGUUCCCUCCAAAAAGCCCUCCUGUUAUUCAGAGUCGUCUUCCCUCCUUCCCGGUGACCCGCAGGGUCACUUACCGGGCUUCUGUGGCACAGGGAAGACUUCUCCCGUCGCCGCUUCUGCGUGCUUCGUUGGGAGCGUUACUUCUUGCAGCUGCAGUGAGCGUGCUUCCUUUGCUGCGUCUUUUGCCGCCCCCUGACGCUCAGCGUUCCGCAGCUGGCGUUUUUUUUCUUGUGCCCGCAGCACACACGCCGCCGCUGUAUCUCCGCCUCGGCCGUUCCUCUCCCCCAGUUUGACUUCUCCCGCUGCGCUGCUCCGCUGCUGCAGCGCGAGCUGCACACCCCUUCUCCGCUUUUCCCGGUCAUCCAACGGUCGCGCGGGGGGGGCACGUCGGGGUGGAGGGACAAGCCCUUCCUUUUCCCCAGGCCGACCAAGUCUUGACAAACGAUGUCUUCUUUCUUUUCUUUUCUUUUGGGAUCGUUGCUCAGAGAGCAACAGAUUCGACUACCUGCAGAAGCAGGGCCGGCAAAAACUGGCGCGCUGGGGAAGAGCCCUCCCAGAGGGGAUCGUUUGAUUCGACUGACCCUGCUAAGAAGGAGGAGCUACUUCCCAUCAGUUCUGACUGACCCACUUCAGACCAUGGGAGAAUUGUAUUACAUUGAAGCUUCACAAUGCAUUGUAAACUUGCCAACAGUUUUUCAGCCAUAGAUUCAGAAGAAACAAUCUUUAGUAAAGUUUGCAGUACAAAAUUUAGAUUUACUCUGUUGGAAAAUACAAUCUAGAGCUGCUAUAGCAUAGCGGUUAGAGUUACAAAUCAGUAUUCUGCUGGUUCAAAUCCACUCCUGCCAUGAGCUCAGUAGGAGGCCUUUCAGCCCUGUCACCUCAGCUGUAUUGUGGAGAUUAAUAAUAAUACUGACUUUGUUCACCCCUCUGAGUGGGGCACUCAUCUGCCUAGAGGAGCAGUAUAUAAGUGCAGUUAUUAUUAUAUUAAAAUUAGGAGCUGGUUGCAAGGCUGCAAUCCUAAAUGCAUACGAUAUUUGCAUUAAAAUCAAUGGGCAGGAAGGCAACACACAAAUUCUGUAAAUAAGUGAGGUUUGCUUUCACCUAAAUGAAUUUAGGGCUAGUGUUACAUGACUAGCUACAGAUCCAAGCAUGUCUCACAAACAAACAUGCAACACACCAGCCAUUGUAUUGCAGAACUGCUAUUUAUUUCAAGUGUUCAUAGCUUUCUCUUGGGGUAUAUGCAGUUUAGUUUUUUUGGCUUGUCCAUAACCAAUGUACCUGUUACCUGACAAAGUUUAAUAUCUUGAUUCUACUACUACUACUAUGGUCAAUUGAAAUCUGAUCAAGGAAGUUGCAGGAGUAUUGUUAAUAAGAAACCUGGUUUUCUUACAUAGACUGUACUGAAGAGCCUGUCUUUCAUUCCCCUCCUCCUCUAUUUUUUACUCUUCCACUCAUGAUACGUAUGAAUUAUAUUUUUGUAACACACAGGUAGUGCCUGUUAAAAGCAAGACUCAAGCCGCCAUGUGUGAGAUUAUGUACCACAGUUACUUGUCAGUUGCUGGUCCAUCUCUUUUCCUGUAUUGCUAGAGUCCUGCCAAAAACAAGUCCACAAAAAUUGUUUAUGCAAAUAACUUUUAUGUAGAUGUGUUUAUAUGCACAGUCUCUUCACAGUAUCUGGGGUCCUUCUGAAUUGAGUGCAUACACACAUAUACUUCAAAUUGUUUUGGUAAAUCUGCUGUACUGAGGCAGUUGCUCUCAGGGUAUUUUUUAAAAUGCUUUUUUUUAUCUGCUGCAUAGAUUUACUGUCACAUAAAUAAUUCUGAAUUCGGUAGGUAUACACAUUUUUAGUGCCAAGUUCCAGAAUGUAUUGUAUACACUGGGAAGGUGAACAAAUUACUGUUUUUUUUUUCUAUGCUAUUAAUUGCCCUUUAAAUAUUUUCCUAUAUAGAACGCAUUUACAAAAACAAGCAUUCUAGCAGCAAAGGUCAACUUUUUCAAAAAAAAAAAUUGUUCUGUAGGCUUUAUAUAUAAAUUGUAAGUCAGAUGGCACCAAUGGAGUUUUAUGUGUACAUGUAUUUUUGUACUUGCUUCAAAUAAAUUUUCAAAGAA
Molecule: messenger RNA, 9905 nt
Organism: Eublepharis macularius
Lineage: Eukaryota; Metazoa; Chordata; Lepidosauria; Squamata; Eublepharidae
Gene: SLC35D1
Product: solute carrier family 35 member D1
Exons: 13
Coding region: 7-1155 (382 amino acids)
Cellular component (GO): Golgi apparatus
Molecular function (GO): antiporter activity; GDP-fucose transmembrane transporter activity
Source: RefSeq, a predicted model, not a curated record